Perkinsus marinus ATCC 50983 is the source of this 279-nucleotide messenger RNA. RefSeq lists its product as hypothetical. The record is from RefSeq and is a predicted model, not a curated record. NCBI's taxonomy places the organism in Eukaryota, Perkinsozoa, Perkinsida, Perkinsidae. The transcript is spliced from 3 exons. Bases 1 to 279 code for a protein of 92 amino acids.
AUGCCUAAUGAUCAGUACUUUGAGGAGUUCACGGCUAAGAUGCUAUUCUGGGCAGUACUAUUGGGUGAGGGUGAAGAAGAGGAGGAAGAAGAGGAGGAGGGGAGUAAAUACGGCAAGUUAGCAUCAACUUUGGAUAUAAUGCACACCGAAACUAGCCAGCGAGAGAGGGCUUUCAGGACAAACUGGACUGCUGCUGCUGCUACUACCGAGGAGUAUUACGCCACCUGUAGAGCAAGGCAUGCCAUCAUCAUCAUCAUCGAGUCGUGGACUUCCCUUUGA